Molecule: messenger RNA, 1155 nt
Organism: Lacerta agilis (Sand lizard)
Lineage: Eukaryota; Metazoa; Chordata; Lepidosauria; Squamata; Lacertidae
Product: disintegrin and metalloproteinase domain-containing protein 21-like
Exons: 2
Coding region: 384-1034 (216 amino acids)
Biological process (GO): male gonad development
Cellular component (GO): sperm head plasma membrane; plasma membrane; external side of plasma membrane
Source: RefSeq, a predicted model, not a curated record
ACGUGUCUAUUAUUACACUGUCAACAUACUGAACUAUCUCCCAUUCCCUGGUCUCCUGCUUCUCAACUUCCCAUUGCACUUGCCUCUUCUUCCCGUAACCCUUUAACCCAGCCAUCUCUAUUACACCUUUCCCUUUCCACCAUGUGCUUCCUUAUUCUCCAUUCUAUUCUUUCUCUGAUUCUCCAGGCUCCGCCUACAUUCUAAAGGUAACUGCAAUUAUUGUUGCCAGGGUCAGAAUCCUCCCUUUCCUUGUCUAGCUCACAUACAACCACCUUCUCAUCUUCUUUCUGGUCUGCUCUCAGCUGAGCUGUGGGAGGCUUUGGGGGCUGGGAUAGAAAGCUAGAGCAGGGUAUUCUGGAGGUUGCUUUCCACUGUCAGGGGAAAUGACUAGUCACCAUGCAUGGCUGCUAGUGUUGAUUUUAUCCAGUGUUGUGAGUGGGAAUGCAGAUCAGAAACCACCACAGGGUUUUAGAUAUGCCUCUUAUGAGGUGACCAUCCCAAAGAAAUUGACCCCCAGAUAUGGAGAACAAAAUCCUCACAAUGUCACCUACCUAUUGCAAAUUGAGGGAAAAGAGCAUGUGAUUCAUCUCAAGCAAAAGAGGGGCUUUGUCCCUAAACAUUUCCCUGUCUUCACUUACAGUAAGGAAGGGGACCUCCAGACGGACUAUCCUUUCAUCAGAGAUGACUGCUUCUACCAUGGCUUUGUGCAAGGCAAGCCUUCCUCUUGGGUCACACUCAGUACUUGCUCAGGGGGCCUCAGGGGUCUGCUGCACUUAGAAAAUGGCACCUAUGAAAUUGAGCCUAUUCAGGCAUCUACUACUUCUCAGCACAUGGUAUAUAGGUUGGAAGAAAAGGAGGAUACUAUCCGUAUGAAGUGUGGGCUAACAGAGGAAGAACAACGUCGUCAAGAGGCCAUGAUCCCGAAGAGAGAGCAUUUACCAGCCAAACGUUCUGAAAAUGACUGGUGGACAGACUCCAGGACUAUACUGCUAUAUCGCUUAAGAAGACUGAUUUCAAGAAUCCAUCCAAUAUAAUCAAUGCAGGAAGUAAGCACACAGUAGAUCAGAGAAGUGAACAAUGCACUCACUAUAUCAAAAACUGAGAAAGGAAAUUAAGUAGAAUAAUAUGCAAACCUAUUUGUGUCUGUAAGGUUUU